Bipolaris zeicola 26-R-13 is the source of this 1020-nucleotide messenger RNA. RefSeq lists its product as uncharacterized. The record is from RefSeq and is a predicted model, not a curated record. Gene Ontology annotation, cellular component: nucleus. The annotation marks the transcript as partial. The transcript is spliced from 2 exons. Lineage: Eukaryota; Fungi; Ascomycota; Dothideomycetes; Pleosporales; Pleosporaceae. Gene Ontology annotation, molecular function: DNA binding.
AUGAUUAAAAAAUAUGUCGCAUCACUUGCGCCAUGGGAGCCAUCAGACAGCUGGGUUACACGUUUCUUACGAAGGCACCGCGAAGCUAUCACCAACAAAACCACCACUGGGAUUGAUCGGGAUCGCUGCAAAGCUGAUAAUAUGGAAGACUACCGUAACUACUUCCGUCUCCUUCAUGAAAAACUCGAUCAGUACGAUGUUAGGCCACACAAUAUCUACAAUAUGGAUGAGAAGGGCUUCCUCCUUGGGGUAACUUCACGGUCUAAAAGAGUCUUUUCAAAGCCUCUUUGGGACCAGAAGAAGGUAUCUGCGUCUCUCCAAGACGGCAGCAGAGACUGGAUAACAGUCAUGGGUUGCGUCUGCGCCGAUGGAAGCUGGGUAGAUCCCGUCGUCAUCUAUGAAGGCAAAGGCGGGCUUCGAGACAGCUGGUUACACGACCUAGAGGUGGGGAAACACCAGCUUUUUUGCUGCACAAGUCCGACAGGGUGGAGCAACAAUGAGAUUGGCUUGGCCUGGCUUGAACAGGUCUUUAACCGCAAGACAAAAGAGAAGGCAAAGCGGGACUGGAGGCUUCUACUGCUUGACGGCCACGGUAGCCACGUGACGCCUUCCUUCAUCGAUUACUGCGAUGCCCAUCGGAUUCUACUCGCCGUACUGCCUCCACACUCCUCUCACCGGCUUCAACCGCUCGACGUUGCGGUGUUUGGGCCUCUGGCAACUGCGUACGGCAAAGAACUGGAUAAGUUCCUCCACCGCAGCCAAGCGUUGCUAGAUAUGCAGAAAAGUGACUUUUUACAGUUAUUUUGGGCUGCUUAUACAUCUGCGUUCACAUCUGAUAAUAUACUAAGCAGUUUCGCAGCUACAGGAGUUCUCCACGCAACGCCGAAGCCGCAUCUUGCCAACUUGGUAGAAGCUGCAGUGCCAGAUACGUCUACAAUUGCAGCAAAACGGGUGAAAGAGGCUUUCCAUUCACUCCAGGUCAAUAACGAGCUCCUACACGUUCAAAACGAGCAACUACGC